GAACGCCAGGAGUCUUCACAUUCAUUUCGCUUCCUUGCUUCGUCUGCUCGUUUUCCUCCAAACCCUUGACAUCGCAGAGAGAGAGAGUAUUCAAACCAUCUCCUCCUCUCUCGUUGCCCUAGAUUUUUGCAGAAAAUCCAUCAUCUCUCUCUCUCUCUCUCUCUCUCUCUCUCUCUCUCCGAUCAUCAGAUCCUUCAAAGAUGGCCAAUGCAGCGUCAGGGAUGGCCGUGGAUGAUGACUGCAAGCUUAAAUUCUUGGAAUUGAAGGCAAAGAGAACUUAUCGUUUCGUAAUUUUCAAGAUAGAUGAGAAGCUAAAGCAGGUUGUUGUUGAGAAGCUUGGGGAGCCCGCCCAGAGCUAUGAGGAUUUCACUGCAAGCCUUCCCGCAGAAGAGUGUCGAUAUGCUAUCUACGACUUUGACUUUGUAACAGAGGAGAAUUGCCAAAAAAGCAAAAUUUUCUUCAUCGCAUGGUCUCCGGAUACAGCGAGGGUGAGGAGUAAGAUGCUCUAUGCAAGUUCCAAGGAUCGAUUCAAGAGGGAGCUUGAUGGUAUUCAGGUAGAGUUGCAAGCGACAGAUCCUACUGAGAUGGGCAUUGACGUUAUCAGAGGCCGUGCCACCUAAGUACGUAUUCUUAGGCCUUGAAAUGGAGAUUUCCUCCAUACUGUUUGUUUGCCUAAGUGAAAUGUCUAUAGUUUUCUGAGACAAUGAAUGUGGCUAGAUAUGAUGUUGUCGUAUCAGUCAGGUUCGGCACAGUUCUUCAUCUGUUGCUCUAAAAAUAACAUUGAUGCUUUCAAGUAUAUUUUGUGAUUGGUUAUUUGUGGAACCUAUCCAAUGAGUGUGUUUCCUUGAAGUACUCUGAUGUCUACAAGCUAAUGCUGUGUAACAGUUUGCGGUAUUAGGCUGCAUCUGUAGUUUGUUUCGAAAACUUAAAUGGAUGGUUAGCUCUUUUGUUGG
Molecule: messenger RNA, 953 nt
Organism: Magnolia sinica
Lineage: Eukaryota; Viridiplantae; Streptophyta; Magnoliopsida; Magnoliales; Magnoliaceae
Product: actin-depolymerizing factor 7
Exons: 3
Coding region: 201-620 (139 amino acids)
Biological process (GO): actin filament depolymerization
Cellular component (GO): cytoplasm; actin cytoskeleton
Molecular function (GO): actin filament binding
Source: RefSeq, a predicted model, not a curated record